AUGGUGAACAUCACGGAGAAAAUCAAGGAGAUCGAGGAUGAGAUGAGAAGGACGCAAAAGAACAAGGCCACAGAAUACCAUCUUGGUCUACUGAAAGGAAAGCUUGCACGUCUCCGCGCACAACUCCUUGAGCCUGGUCCGGGAUCUGGCGGUGGACCGGGAGCCGGGUUUGAUGUCAGCAAGAGUGGUGAUGCCCGUAUAGCGCUGGUCGGCUUCCCGUCGGUAGGAAAGUCGACCUUCUUGUCCAAGGUUACGAAGACGCGGUCAGAGGUUGCGUCCUACGCCUUCACAACGCUCACAGCCAUUCCUGGUGUGUUAGAGUAUGGUGGAGCAGAGAUUCAGCUGCUCGAUUUGCCGGGUAUCAUCGAGGGUGCUGCCGAAGGCAAGGGUCGUGGACGUCAGGUCAUCUCGGCGGCUAAGACGAGCGAUCUCAUCCUCAUGGUGCUGGAUGCGACGAAAAAAGCGGAGCAAAGAGCGCUGCUGGAAGCUGAAUUGGAGGCGGUAGGCAUCCGAUUAAACCGGGAGCCCCCGAACAUCUACCUCAAGCCCAAGAAGGCUGGAGGCAUGAAGAUCAACUUCCAGCAACCGCCCAAGAACCUGGAUGAGAAGAUGGUCUACAACAUCCUGCGCGACUACAAACUGCUCAACUGCGAGGUCCUCUUCCGCGACGACGAGGCCACAGUAGACGACCUCAUCGACGUCAUCAUGAAGGACCAUCGCAAGUACAUCAAGUGUCUGUACGUUUACAACAAGAUCGACAGCGUGUCCCUCGACUUCCUGGACAGACUGGCCCGCGAGCCGCACACUGUGGUCAUGAGUUGCGAGCUGGACCUUGGAAUCCAAGAUGUGAUCGACCGGUGUUGGAAGGAGCUGCAGCUGAUCAGAAUCUACACCAAGCGGAAAGGAGUGGACCCGGAUUUCAGUGAAGCGCUGAUUGUGAAGAAAGAAGCCACUAUUGAGGACGUGUGCGACCGCAUCCACAGGACGCUCAAGGACACAUACAAGUACGCCAUGGUGUGGGGAGCAAGCGCAAGACACAUACCGCAGAGAGUGGGCUUGAGUCAUCAGGUGGCAGACGAAGACGUGGUCUACAUUGUCAGCGGGUAUAAAGCAUAG
Molecule: messenger RNA, 1116 nt
Organism: Neoarthrinium moseri
Lineage: Eukaryota; Fungi; Ascomycota; Sordariomycetes; Amphisphaeriales; Apiosporaceae
Exons: 6
Coding region: 1-1116 (371 amino acids)
Biological process (GO): cytoplasmic translation
Cellular component (GO): cytoplasm
Molecular function (GO): GTP binding; GTPase activity
Source: RefSeq, a predicted model, not a curated record